Meloidogyne enterolobii is the source of this 191-nucleotide messenger RNA. Lineage: Eukaryota; Metazoa; Nematoda; Chromadorea; Rhabditida; Meloidogynidae. The record is from the annotation of a GenBank genome assembly.
AAUGUUUCCACCACGUCGACAUAAAUCAACACAAAAUAAACACCAAAAAUAUUUAUUUCCGCCAAAUGAAAAGAAAAGAGCAAAAUCUGAGGUCUUUAUUACCGCAAAUAAUAGCCUUCAUGCUGACGGUUGCGAACAGCAGAAAAAAUAUUCUAAGAGACGGAAGAGGCAACAAAUUAAAAAUGAGUAAG